This is a messenger RNA of Pelagomonas calceolata, 1400 nucleotides long. The record is from the annotation of a GenBank genome assembly. Lineage: Eukaryota; Pelagophyceae; Pelagomonadales; Pelagomonadaceae.
UCGACGCGAAGGCACCGCCAAAGCGCUUGCUACAAGCAGCAAAUACGUGAUUGAGCGUUCGCAUCAAUGACCAGUUGGUCCGAUGUCGUCGCGCGGCGACCAAGGUCGGGUCGGGCGCGGCCAGAUACCACGCCGCUGGCACCAGCUCGCAAUCGCGCCCCGGCGCCCGCGCGGCCUAGUCCGCCAAGCGCGGCUGGCGAACGCGUCGCACCACGCACGUGGCCGCCGCCGCCACCGCCGCCACACCCAUCUUUCGACCGGCCACGCCCUCUCGCGUCGCCGCCGCGGUUGCCAGAGACGCGACGAACAGCAGCGGAGACCGUUCGGCACCCCUUGAGCGAAGCAGAACAGCUGUCGCUCGCGUUCCGGCUAAGCCUGGACGAUGCAGGUGGUGCACGGUUAAAUUGCGCGAUGGACGCCCUCGCCGCCGCCUUUGCACGGUGCGCGACCUUCACCGUUAGAAGCGACGAUGGCGAAGCUGGCCCGGUUCCGCGGUCCUUGCAGUGCUUCGCUAGGGCGGUGAUCGCGCGGCGCCGCGGCGACGAUGUCGGUGCCGCCGCCGCCGUGGACGACCUCCGCGUGGCAUUGGGCGACGUCGACGCGCUCCGCGGGCCGUUGGGUGACGACGCCAUUCGCGCUAUCGUGUGCGACCUGGCGGACCCUCAGAAGAUCGUCGAUAUCCAGGAAGUUCUUGAUCUUAUUUGUGACAUCGGCCUCGCGACGCCGGGGCCUUACGGCAAACCCUGGCGGGAAAUCUGCGUCGUGUGGUCGGCGUCCUGCCGGAAAUGCGCCUUAUCCAAGAGAAGGAACCCGCCGGUCCGGCGUCUACCGGGUCAUGUGCGGGUGUCCGAGCUCUUAGCACUUUUCGCGGCGAGGAACUGCGACGCGACGUGCUCGGCGUUCCGGAACGCCGGAUCCUUCAUGGCGGCGCCGGAGCUCAAAUGCGACCGUUGCCGGCUGCCGCCGCCUUCGCUCUGGUACGAUUUGGAUUUUAAGCUCAAGGCGUGCCCGCUCCUCUCGGUGUUGAGGCUGACGUACGACGCAAAUAGAAGUGGGAUCAUCCGCGACGCCAAGGAAAUUAGGAGAGUCAUGGGCAUGGUCUGGCGCGGCGGCGCGCCGAUUAAUGCGAAGUCGCUCUACAGCAGCCGGCCGCGGUCGGGGGGCGAGAGUCUCGGCAAAGGCAAGAAGCACCUCGUCGCCGUCGUGGUGUACGAGAAGGGCUUGCACUUCGCGGCGUUCGUGCGCGCGCGGGACGGCUCGGACUCGUGGACGCAGCACGACGGCCGCGUGGCCACCGACUUCGGUUCGUUCGCCGCCGUCACCGAAAGGUGCGUCGAGAGAGAGUGGCUGCCCUAUGUCCUCUUCUACGACAAGCUCUUGUUUAGUUGAAUACUGUAAGC